This is a messenger RNA of Cornus florida, 2787 nucleotides long. RefSeq names its product probable glycosyltransferase STELLO1. The transcript has 3 exons. The record is from RefSeq and is a predicted model, not a curated record. The coding region runs from base 145 to 2442 and encodes 765 amino acids. NCBI's taxonomy places the organism in Eukaryota, Viridiplantae, Streptophyta, Magnoliopsida, Cornales, Cornaceae.
AACAAGGAAAUCAGUCACUCACACAGUUUAGAGAGAGUGUGUGUUCCAUUCUGUUCAAUUCUCAGCUCAUUCAAGCUCUGAGGUUCAGAGGUGUACCAAAUUCAAAAGCUUUGAUUUCUGGGUUAUAGAGUUAUUUUGGGUACAAUGAUGGUUCAAGAUGAUCGCUCACCCACCAAACCCUCAAAACCCCACCACAAAUCCAAGCCAACCCCUCUCUCAGAUCGCUUCUCUGAAUCCAGAAACCUAGAUUUCGCAACAUGGGUGUCCGAAAAUUCCUUCAAAAUCUUCAUCAUUUCCCUCCUAACCCUCACAGUCGCCGCCAUCUUCUUCCUCCGAAGCACCGGUGACCGCACCGCCCUUCUCUGCUUCCAGACCCACCCAAAACCUCCUGAAAAGCUCGGAAUCCCCAAAAUUAGCUUCAAAUCAAUCCAACCCAUAAUCGAUAAGUCAUCCCCUUUCGCCUCAUUCCGGUCCGAUCAAUGGAUCGUUGUCUCAGUCUCCGACUAUCCGUCCGAUUCGGUUCGUAGUCUUGUUAGGGUAAAGGGUUGGCAAGUUCUUGCAGUGGGUAAUUCAAGGACUCCAAAAGAUUGGAGCUUUAAAGGUGUUAUAUAUUUGUCAUUGGAACAACAAGCUAAAUUAGGGUUUAGGGUUGUGGACUACCUUCCUUAUGAUUCUUAUGUUAGGAAGAGUGUUGGGUAUCUUUUCGCCAUUCAACACGGGGCAAAAAGAAUCUUUGAUGCUGAUGAUCGUGGGGAAGUGAUUGAGGGGGACAUUGGGAAGCAUUUUGAUUUGAAUUUGGAUGAAGUUGCUGCAAAUCAGCAAGUGAUUUUGCAGUAUACUCAUGAGAAUCCGAAUCGGACGGUUGUGAAUCCGUAUGUUCAUUUUGGCCAGCGAUCGGUUUGGCCUAGGGGGUUGCCAUUAGAGAAUGUAGGUGAAAUUGGACAUGAAGAGUUUUACAGUGAAGUGUCUGGAGGAAUGCAAUUUAUACAACAGGGUAUAUCGAAUGGCCUACCGGAUGUAGAUUCAGUUUUCUAUUCCACCAGAAAGUUGGGUUUGGAAGCAUUUGAUAUAAGGUUCGAUGAGCAUGCCCCGAAAGUUGCUAUGCCUCAAGGUAAAAUGGUGCCAAUUAAUUCAUUCAAUACUUUGUUUCAUUAUAAUGCAUUUUGGGGUUUGAUGCUUCCGGUUUCUGUUAGCACAAUGGCUUCUGAUGUAUUGAGGGGUUACUGGGCACAGAGGCUGUUGUGGGAGAUUGGUGGAUUUGUAGCAGUUUAUCCUCCAACAGUUCAUAGGUAUGACAGCAUUGAAGCAUAUCCAUUUUCGGAAGAGAAGGAUCUUCAUGUAAAUGUGGGUCGUUUGAUUAAGUUCUUGGUCUCUUGGAGAUCUGAAAAACAUAGAUUGUUUAAGAAAAUUUUGGAAUUAAGUUAUUCCAUGGCGGAAGAAGGGUUUUGGACUGAGAAGGAUGUGAAAUUUACUGCUGCUUGGCUGCAGGACUUGCUUGCUGUUGGGUACCAGCAGCCGAGGUUGAUGGCAAUAGAAUUGGACAGGCAGAAGGCAGCCAUUGGUCAUGGGGACCUUAAGGAAUUUGUCCCUCGAAAAUUACCUUCUGUGCAUCUUGGGGUUCAGGAAUCAGAGACAGUGAACUACGAAGUUGGGAAUCUAAUCCGGUGCAGAAAAAACUUUGGUAAUGUCGUGCUUAUCAUGUUUGUCAAUGGGCCUGUCGAACGUACUGCUUUGGAAUGGAGAUUGCUUUAUGGCCGAAUAUUCAAAACUGUGAUUAUUCUGUCAGUACAAGCUGAUGCAGAUCUUGCAGUGGAGCAAAGCCAGUUGGAUCAAGCAUAUAAGUAUUUGCCAAAGAUAUUUGACAGGUUUACUAGUGCGGAAGGAUUCCUAUUCCUCCAGGACGAUACAAUUCUCAAUUACUGGAAUUUGUUGCAAGCAGACAAAUCUAAGUUAUGGAUCACCAACAAGGUUCCCAUGUCUCAUACUACUAUCUCGAGUACUAGAAACAACUCAUUGUGGUUUUCAAAGCAAGCAGAUAUGGUAAAGAAAGUAGUGAGCACAAUGCCAGUUCACUUUCAGGUCAACUACAAGGAAAGUGGCCCCAGUGAAAAGAGCCUCGCCAUAUGUGGUUCUGAGUUGUUUUAUAUUCCUCGACGCUUUGUGGGGGACUUCAUAGAUCUUGUAGAUCUGGUGGGCAGUCUCGAAAUGCACCACAAGAUUGCAGUGCCCAUGUUCUUCAUGGCAAUGGACUCGCCACAGAAUUUUGACUCUGUGCUUAAUACAAUGAUUUACAAGAUAGAAGCACCAUCCGCGAACUUUUCAGACUUCUAUUCUGCUCAAGUACCAGCCGUGCACCCAUGCAGUGUUAAUAGUGAGCCAGAUUUUGUAAAACUAAUAAGAAUCAUGGCAGCAGGUGAUCCUCUCCUUCUGGAAUUGGUUUAAAAUCUGAUACAGUUGUUGAUAGCUGAUACAAAGUAUAGGAAGAAAGAAACAUGUCCAACUGUGAUUUUUGUUUCUCUUUUGGUUAUUUCCUCUUGUGAAGGGGAUGAAGACUAAUUCUUUCAUUGGUUUUUGUUCUUAGUCUUUUUUCUUUCUUCUUUUUCCUAUACAUAUUUAUCUUGUAUCAUUCAUCAUGUAUCUUCCAAAAUUUUCUGUUCAUCUUUAAUGAGCACUGUACUGUAUCAUAUUGAAACCAGGAAGAAGUUGUUGAGAAUGUAUCUUCACACUACAGUCAUUUGACUAUUGAAAUGAUGUUGCAGUGCAAAUUGCAGUUUAAUUGUGGUGAUC